Molecule: messenger RNA, 900 nt
Organism: Entrophospora sp. SA101
Lineage: Eukaryota; Fungi; Glomeromycota; Glomeromycetes; Entrophosporales; Entrophosporaceae
Source: the annotation of a GenBank genome assembly
AUGCUUGUUAGUGAUAUGGGAGGUCAUGGUCGGGCAUUAGAAGCACUAGAUGAAGCUCUUAAUGAUAAAGAUUUAGAAAAAGUUAGCUUUCUAACCAUAAUGGAAGGUGUUUAUGCAAAAUUAUCAGAUUUUUACAAUGAAUGGAUUAGCCAAACAUCUUAUUUGAAGCCAAUUCUUCGUAUAAUUCUAACACAAGUUAUAGUAGAAGCAAAUAAAGUUAUUCCAGGGACUAACUUAAAACCAGAAGACUUUUCAAAACUGGAUUGGGGACGUCUAACCUGUCCAUACAUAUGGCUUUGGCUUUUAUCAAAUGCAUCUGAGGACCCCACAUUACAGAGCUGGAAUUUUAAAUACUACCAAGAAGUUCAACACAAUGAAGAUUUAUCAGUUUUUGAUCCUAAUCAACACGUUGACUUAAAGGAACUUCAUAGUGGAGCAUGGCAUAAUUUUGGUGACAUAAAGAUUAUAAACAAAGCCUUAAUACUAGAGAAAGCUACAGUAUGGACCAGUACAAAAUCAAGUAGUGGUACAAGGACAGUGCAAUGUGAAAAGGUUAAUGUACAAUUGGCAGAAGCAUCCCAUUGUAUCAUUAAUAAACUUAAGGUGCCUUAUGGAAAUUGCUUUUGUCCCAUUUACAUUGCUAAUUUGCAAAAUUUCAGUGUUGAGAGUUAUCAGUGUAAAUUCAUUAAAGCAUCUGCAGCAAUCAAUGAACAAUUGUUUAUGGAAGAAUAUAAUAAGGCAGCUGAACCUGAGACAGAUGUGUUUAUCUUGUUCACAACUGGAAAAUGUGAUAUCACAUCACUUCCACCAAGGUCAGCAAUUGUGAAGUCAGUUUACACUGUUCUGACAGCAAUAACAGGGAUUGGUACAAAACGUGCAGAUGUCAUAAUGGAUGAAUGA